Molecule: messenger RNA, 2568 nt
Organism: Brassicogethes aeneus
Lineage: Eukaryota; Metazoa; Arthropoda; Insecta; Coleoptera; Nitidulidae
Source: the annotation of a GenBank genome assembly
AUGGAUAAGUUUCUUAUUGUCUGCUUAAUCAGCGUGGUAACUGCUUCCGUAACCCAUCCGGUAGAAGAAAAACAAAUAGAACACAAUGUGAGAGCUGUAAGAAAUUCAGAAGAUCACACAACCUCAAGCCCGCCAAAAGCAUAUCAACAGCAUGUAUUUAAUUUUCAAAACGCGAUGCAACAGGAUCCUAAGAGAAAUAGAUAUGCGUUACAGCAACAGGCGGAUUUGCAAAAUAUACAAAAUUUAGAAAAUGUCAAUACCAAAAGACCAAGUGAUAGAAGAAGCCGAUCCAGUAAUGUUCCCACUAAACUCAUUACAAAAAAUAAUGAUAAUGACUGGGUACCUAUACAUCCUGAAAACAUGGAAGCAAGUGAAACUCAAGAAGCAGUACUCAAUAAUUUGGAGCUAAUGAAAGUUAAUGCACCUUCCAACGUAAACAAUAAACAUGAGAAAAGAAGCAAUAAAAAAUUAAAACCAAUGAGUUAUUUUCAAAAAGAAGAAGGAAAUUCAGACAAAUUUGAAAGGAGACAGGAUGAAGUGGACCAAAUUAUGAGCGCAGCACAUCCCCGAUACAUUUACAUCCAACCAAAUAUUUUGAAAAAUAAUUUUGGCAUUGACCCUAAAGAAGCCCAAAAGAUUCUUAAAAGUGCUGCUAUAUUACCAACAGGAGAACAUAAUAACUAUGAAGUUUUGAGUGAUUUGAUUGGCAAAAACCCUAACGUGCAAAUGGAGGAGUUAAGGAAAUUAUUAGAUGGACCAAUGGCAAAUAAUAUAUUUACUGUUGAUAAUAAGAUCAUGCCCAUUAAACCAAUUAUAGAAAACCAAGAUGAAAUGCCCGGUACAAAAGUCGUGGAUCAAAACAUACUAAAACAACUUCAAGAUCAAUUAGACAUGUCUUCUAAAGAACAUACUUCAAAUGUAUUACUACAAGCACAACAACAAGCAACGGCUCACGUCAAAGCUCAACACGAAGCUAUUGCUGCAGCUGCUGAAAGAUUAAACAAGGAGGCCUACGCCAAAAUAGCCGCGCAAAACAAAGGCUCGUCUCAAGGUUUACCUCAAGCCCUAGCCCUUACAGCGCCAGUACCUCAAAACCUCCAAAUUCAGUUGCCACAAUUCACACAACAAAUCACUAAAAAUCAACAGAUUCAGUUGCCACAAUUGCCACCCCAAACCUUUGAGAAUCACUUGAGGCAAUUACAACCUCAAAUCCCCAAAAAUUUCCAGACUCAGUUGCCACCCCAAAUGCCUAAAAAUCACCAAAUUCAAUUCCAACAAUUGCCAUCUCGAAGCCCUAACAAUCAUCAGAUUCAAUUGCAACAUCAAAUCCCCCAAAAUCACCAAGUACGAUACAACUCUCCAACACCACCAACCUUCAUUGUUUCCUCGACAUCUCCAAAACCAACCCAAGUUAUUUAUAUCCCAUCACCUCAAGUAAAGGAUGUUAAGGCAAUUUAUCCUUCCAAAUUACAACAAAUACAUGUCAAACCAACUGAAAUGGCGUACACUAUUGAACAUCAACCAUCAGCAGCCCCAGUGACGGCAAAAUUGGUGGAUGCUCAAACUUUCAAUAAAGAAUUCCAAACUCACCCUCUUCAAACCAAAGCGAAAUUCGUAGCCCAGCAUGCGCACGAAAUAAAGGCAGCACAAAACUAUAUAAUUCCGGUACCUAAUUAUAAAACAAUUGCCAUACCAUCAGCCAAACCCAAUAUGGAUCUUUACGCCCCUACACACCAUCAUCAAAUCACAGCCCUCCUCCAAGCCGAAAGAGUCGUAGCCGCUCAAGUCAAACAACAAAACCAAGCCAUUCUUCAAGCUCACGCUCAAAAAGAAGCAGCAAGGCAAUCGGCUUUGAUCCACCAAAAAAACGAAGAAACGAAGAAGAAAGCUCAUAAAGAACAGCAACAACUUCCGACCACCUACCACGAAGUAAUUUUGGACGAAGAUAGUGACAACAAAAUAAAUUCAAGACCAUACAGACAACAUGACGAAAAUCAAGAUGUAAGUAGUAAUAUCAUAAACGCCAAAAUGUCAGACUUUACUAACCAUGUAAUUCACAAACGCGAUACGGAUUUAAAACCGGUAGACUAUGACUAUUACACAGAGCAUAAUAAAAGUUACAUUGAUUACGAUGAUGGUGAUUACGAUAGCACCACUCUCAUUAACGAUUCCACUUUUUAUCCUUUAGAUGUUGCCAGUUCUAAUAACAGAAACAUAUCUCUCUAUGAAUCUUUAGAACAAAUUAAAUCAUUGCCCUUGCGACGUCCUUAUGUUAACAACCCCAAGCGAUAUACCUCUUUACAUGAUCUUACUCUAAAAGAUAAAGAUUCCAAAACUAUAAUAGUAAUUAACAAUCUUCAAUAUGCAGCUAAAUACGCAUUUGGAUACCAAAUCAGGGACAACAAAAUGGGUAACGAUUUUGGUCAUGAGGAGAAAAGAGAUGGUAAAAUGGCAAAAGGAGAAUACCAUGUACUUUUGCCCGAUGGAAGGAUGCAAAAUGUAGAAUACUACGCAGACGACAGCGGAUACCAUGCAAAAGUAUCCUACAAAAAUAUGGCCCAGCAUUAA